Messenger RNA from Lagopus leucura (white-tailed ptarmigan), 1007 nucleotides. It is a transcript of the gene NKX2-6, whose product is annotated as NK2 homeobox 6. The record is from RefSeq and is a predicted model, not a curated record. Lineage: Eukaryota; Metazoa; Chordata; Aves; Galliformes; Phasianidae. Gene Ontology annotation, molecular function: DNA-binding transcription factor activity, RNA polymerase II-specific; RNA polymerase II cis-regulatory region sequence-specific DNA binding. Gene Ontology annotation, cellular component: nucleus. Gene Ontology annotation, biological process: regulation of transcription by RNA polymerase II; cell differentiation. The transcript is spliced from 2 exons. Bases 45 to 626 code for a protein of 193 amino acids.
GGCAGGCAGAGGCCGGGAGCUCACACCGAUCCCCCCCCCGGAGGAUGCUGCCCACCCCUUUCUCCGUCGAGGAUAUCCUCAGCCUGGAGCAGAGCAGCGCUCCCGGAGCCCCCGGGGUCCGCCGCAGCCCCUCCGGGGAGGAGGAACCGCAGUCGGGACAACAUCUGCUCUCCCAACCCUUGCAGACAGACCAGCAGCAAACUGAGCCCUGCCACCACCCCAAGCAACCGCAGCGGCGCAAACCCCGUGUUUUGUUCUCCCAAACUCAGGUGUCGGAAUUGGAGCGACGAUUCAAGCAGCAGAAAUACCUCUCUGCUCUGGAAAGGGAACACCUGGCCAACGUGCUCCAGCUCACAUCCACCCAGGUGAAAAUCUGGUUCCAGAACCGGCGUUACAAAUGCAAGAGGCAGAGGCAGGAUAGAUCCCUGGAGAUGGCCACCUACCCACUGCCAGCACGUAGGGUGGCUGUUCCGGUGCUGGUCAGAGAUGGCAAUCCUUGUUUUGGGGGAUCCCAACCCCACCUGGCUCCUUAUGGGGUCACCGUCAGCCCCUACUCCUAUAGCACCUACUAUGGUGCCUAUGGGGUGAGCUAUGGGGUGGGCUACGCUGGGGUGCUCACACCGUGAGAUUGGGCUCAGCACCAGUUGGGAUGUGGCCCAGGAAAAGGAUGGGGGCAUCCGGAGCCGUAAUGGACAGCAGGAUGUGGGGCCUCCAUCCCCACCAACCAGCCCAAGGAAAGGGAUUUCUGGUGCUUCAGAUCCGGGGACCUCAGGGCCAGAGGCAUUUAUUUAUUAGGACACAAACACAGAUUCUAUCCCAUCCCACCCUAUAGGGAUGCUCCUGUGGGGUGCUUAGGGAUGGGAUGCUGCUCUUCUUCCUAAGGAAACAAGGCACACCACUGUGCCUUUGCUUUUCCAUGAACGCUCUAUUUAAGGCUUUGAGUUCCUCUCAUCUUUUGGGAUAUCCGUAUUUCUUAAUGACUUACCAGCGCAGGUGUUCAUUUUUGU